AUGGACUUAGAAAUUUCUGUGCCUUCCGGGGACUUUGACAAUCUACCACCAGGAAGGGACUUAGAAAUUUCUGUGCCUUCCGGGCACUUUGACAAUCUACCGCCGGGAGUGGACUUUGAAAUUUCUGUGCCUUCCGGGGACUUUGACAAUCUACCGCCGGCAAUGGACUUAGAAAUUUCUGUGCCUUCCGGGGACUUUGACAAUCUACCGCCGGCAAUGGACUUAGAAAUUUCUGUGCCUUCCGGGGACUUUGACAAUCUACCACCAGGAAGGGACUUAGAAAUUUUCGCACGAUGCCGAAUUCGAGCGAGUAUUAACGAAGACUUAAAAACCUCGUUGCUAUCGCGCGCGUUGCAAUGAUGUAAUCGAGUGAUAGUAUCGCUAAAAUAAAUUUAUCGCGAAGUAGAAGCAGUGUUUGUUCAUUCGCGUUUCGCGAUUUAAAGCAUAAGUGUUUUUGCAUAGACUGCGUGCAAUGCAGUC
Messenger RNA from Vespula vulgaris, 480 nucleotides. RefSeq lists its product as uncharacterized. Bases 1 to 360 code for a protein of 119 amino acids. The transcript is spliced from 2 exons. NCBI's taxonomy places the organism in Eukaryota, Metazoa, Arthropoda, Insecta, Hymenoptera, Vespidae. The record is from RefSeq and is a predicted model, not a curated record.